AUGUCAAAAAAGGAGAAACCAUUGUUUUCGUUGAUUGCGGGCACCACAGCUGGCGCGAUAGAAGCAUUCGUGACCUAUCCCACCGAGUAUGUCAAAACGCGCUCGCAGUUCAGCGGCAAGAAAGAGGGUCCAUGGACUAUCAUCCGGUCGACGGUGCAACAGAAGGGGUUGACAGGUCUUUAUUCUGGGUGCAUGGCGUUGGUCAUUGGCAACUCCCUGAAGGCGGGUGUGAGAUUCGUGUCGUAUGACCACUUCAAACAUAUGCUAGCGGAUGCUGAGGGCAAAGUGAGCGCGCCAAGGAGUCUUGCAGCCGGACUUGGGGCCGGUAUGAUGGAGGCCAUUUUCGCUGUUACUCCAUCAGAGACGAUCAAGACGAAAAUCAUCGAUGAUGCGAAGAGCCCCAGCCCCAGAUUCCGGGGGCUCUUCCACGGCACGGUCACCAUCGUACGAGAAGAGGGUCUCAGCGGGAUUUAUAGAGGGCUUUUCCCUGUAAUGAUGCGCCAAGGCGCAAAUUCCGCUGUUCGAUUCACGACGUACACAACCCUCAAGCAAUUUGUCCUGAGUAACGCGCGACCGGGGCAGAGCCUCUCGAGCGGAAUGACGUUCGGCAUCGGCGCGGUCGCGGGACUGGUCACAGUGUACACCACGAUGCCACUCGAUGUCAUCAAAACACGGAUGCAAUCCCUCGAGGCGCGCCAGGCAUAUCGCAACUCGUUCCAUUGUGCAUACAGAAUCUUCACAGAAGAGGGUAUCACACGAUUCUGGACGGGAACGACGCCAAGGCUGACACGAUUGGUGUUGAGUGGAGGCAUUGUAUUCACAGUAUAUGAACAGAUCAUCUCGCUCCUUGGAGGACGAGCAAGUCAGUAA
Molecule: messenger RNA, 870 nt
Organism: Fibroporia radiculosa
Lineage: Eukaryota; Fungi; Basidiomycota; Agaricomycetes; Polyporales; Fibroporiaceae
Exons: 11
Coding region: 1-870 (289 amino acids)
Biological process (GO): mitochondrial citrate transmembrane transport
Source: RefSeq, a predicted model, not a curated record